CAUUCACCACCGCACACCACGUUUUCCCAUAGUCUUACCCCAGUCUUACAGCAUGCUUGCGUCAAGAUGGGCGCCCAAAGCCGACGAGUCGGAGCCGCCAAACCCUGCCUCGCCAGCGCAGGAACCACCGCCUGUUGAGGCGUCGCAUGCCCCUCCUACUUCCGACACGCCGUACGACUACAACUACGCCGACCCCUCAAUAGACCCUUUCGCGCAGACUGCGAGUACCGACGACCUCUUCUUCGACGACGAUUUCACACCCAUAGCCGAGCCAGUCGUCGAGCAGAACCCAGUCGACGUACGGCACCAAGAGCCUAUACCCGACGAAGCUGCACCGCCGAGCGGACUGGGGCAGUCGCAGUACUCUGGCCACACACCACGGGGUCCCGCAAACGGAGAAAGGGGAGGCCGCGGCCGUGGGCGAGGCAGAGUGCGCGGAAGAGGACGUGGGGGCAUCCAAAACGUCGAACCACGGGAAAUCAAAGAGAAGCCGCAGGACAAGGAAGUCAAGGAUGGAGAAACAGCCUCAGAAACCACAGCGCCGGCAGAAGCCACCGAAACUCCCUCGACGCCGACCGCCCCGAAAGACCCCAAAGCCACACAUUCCGUCCGCGGCGACCGCACCCUCACAGGCGGCACUCCACGCACGCGCCUCACCGAAGAACAGCUUAAUGCCAAGCUUGCCAGCAUGCGCUCCAAGAACGAGACUCUAGCCGCCGCACACGCCCGUGCCGAAGCUGACCUCGCUAACUUCGAAGCGCGCGAAGCAGCCCUGGCAAAGCAGGACGCGGAGCGGCGCAAACACCAAGCCGCGCGACAGAAGGAAGAGCGGCAGAACAGACAGCAGAUGAUGGGGGAGCGGGAAAAGAAUAGGCAGCGCAAGUUAGACGCGGUUAAAGGCCGGGAGUGGGAUUUCCAGAAGGAGGAGGGGUUUACGGGGACGGGCGAGGAGAGGAGGAGAGGCGCGGCGCGGGGAGCAUACGGCGGUGUUGCGCCAAGCCCAAGACCAGCUGGAGAUGAGUGGGGGAGCUCAGAUCCAACGCAGGAGGAGGCUAGUAUACCUACACAUCUCGGCCGGGGACGAGGACGAGGACGCGGUGGCAGGGGUGGAAGAGGUGGCCGAGGAGAUCACUCCAACACCCACGCUCCUCCGAAAAAGGAACCCGAAGUCCAACACCCACCCAGAGCGUCUGAUUUCCCCGAGCUGCCCUCCGCGCCACACGCCGCCCCCAAAGACGCCGAAGCCUCCCCCUCAACCCCCAAGAAACUCGACUUCCCGCUGCGAACCAAGACCAGCGAACUCAAAUCCCCCACCGAGCCCGACCGCCCCGGCGUCAAAAAGCAAGAAUCAUUCGGCCUCCCCUCACCUGCCGGCGCGGGCAAGAGCUGGGCCGAUCAAGUGGAGAACUCGUAGAACGAGCGCUGUCCAGAUAGAUGUUGGUGUUGCAAUUGAGGUACAUGCUUUGUGCGGGACAUUACUGUUUCUUUGUAAUAUCCGUUCGUGGUUUGGUUAAAAUGGGACGGGAGAGAAGACGGAGGGCGGUUGUUGGAUAGCUAAAUUUGUAUCUUCAUAAACUGCUUGGGAAGAAAAGGGUAUGCUGCGGUAAACCCAAUUGGUAUACCGGUAAGAUGGAAAGAGCAGCACGAGCAGCACGAGCAGCACGAGCAGCACGAGCGUGUGCUGAACACGGCCAUAUCAGAUAGGUGUAGAUACUAAUACACCAC
Messenger RNA from Trematosphaeria pertusa, 1725 nucleotides. RefSeq lists its product as uncharacterized. The coding region runs from base 53 to 1414 and encodes 453 amino acids. The transcript is spliced from 2 exons. NCBI's taxonomy places the organism in Eukaryota, Fungi, Ascomycota, Dothideomycetes, Pleosporales, Trematosphaeriaceae. The record is from RefSeq and is a predicted model, not a curated record.